UUUUUUUCAUUUGCAAGUGUGGAAAAACGUUCGUGUUGUUGUGUUUCGCAGAUGUUACCGACGAGGCAGCAAUGGUUAGCUAUUCUUGUGCUCGGGUUGGCUGGUAUGUUGAAUUUUAGCGUCCACAAAAUUGAAGAGGGCCACGUGGGUGUGUAUUACAGGGGUGGUGCGCUGCUUACGGCGGUGUCCGCUCCAGGCUUCCACAUGAUGAUUCCUUUUUUGACAUCAUAUCGUUCUGUUCAGGUGACGUUGCAGACUGACGAGGUUACCGGAGUUCCGUGUGGAACAAGUGGUGGUGUGAUCAUUUACUUUGACAGAAUUGAAGUUGUGAAUAUCCUAGACGCGGGAUCAGUGCAUGCCAUAGUCAAGAACUACACAGCCGAUUACGACAAGUCGCUCAUAUUCAACAAGAUUCAUCAUGAAUUGAACCAGUUUUGCAGCGUUCACAAUUUGCAUGAGGUGUAUAUCGACUUAUUUGACCAAAUCGACGAAAACUUGAAGAAGGCAUUACAGACGGAUUUGAACGAAAUGGCGCCUGGGUUGAAAGUUGUUGCUGUUCGAGUCACCAAACCGAAAAUCCCGGAAAGCAUUCGUAAAAAUUACGAACUCAUGGAAAGCGAGAAGACCAAGUUACUCAUCUCUGUCCAACGUCAACGAGUAGUCGAGAAGGACGCGGAAACGGAACGGAAGCGUUCCGUGAUCGAGGCUGAAAAAGAGGCCCAAGUUGCCGAAAUCCGGUUCCGGCAAAAGAUAAUGGAAAAGGAAAGCCAGCAGCGGAUUGCGGAGAUUGAAAAUGAAAUCGAACUCGCUCGUCGGCGAACUGCUUCCGACUCUGACACUUACGCAGCUGCGCAACGUGCCACCAGCAACAAACUCGUCCUGACUCCGGAGUAUCUCGAAUUGCGUCGAAUCGAGGCCCUGGCGAGUAACACCAAGAUCUACUUUGGUGACAAACUACCGUCAGCCUUUGUCGAAAUUGCUGGUGCUGUUGGAGGCGGUGAGCGUAUGCAUCGAGUUUUUAAGGGGGAUCCCGAGACGGACGAAGUACCGGAUUUGCCGCGGGAUUUUGUGAACACGGUUUUGGGGGAUUUGGGCAGGACGGAUAUGUGAUGAACCGGGACCGGGCAGUUGAGUGUGUCUCAAAACAGCGAGUGCUCAAAGGGGCGUCAAUAGGGGAAACAAAGUACAGAACUGCAAUGAUGUAAAACAUGGUUUCUCAGUCGCAGGCAAUAAUGCAAAUACUGUAACUUAAUUUCAUCUGGCACCUUAAUAUUGUUUAACUUGGAAGAGGCUUGCUUGAUAUUUUUUCAAUGGGCAAUGUAUAAAGUUUGAUCAAUUGAGAAAGAACAAAAAGCCUGUACCUUGUAUCCUAUACUAUGCAAGUGGACUCUUGACAACAACUUUUCUCUGGUCCCUUGAAUUUGUUGAAGAGAACACUUAUAACUUGAGUAGAGAAUCCUGUGGGAACACAAAAAAUUAUUUAUACAGAGAAAAUCAGUGUGGGCAUGAUUGUUGUAGAGAGAGCUCACCUGAAUAAGAUACUGUCAUUACUGUGUACAGGCUUCUUGACAAAAAAAUGUUUUCAACAAAUAUGUUUCCCUGGUCCCUUGAAUUUUGUUGUAGAGAGAGUCUACCUGUAAUUCAAUCUUUGCUGUUCAUUGAUCCUGUGAUAGAUUGAAGAAUAAUGUCAUCGUUUGGAACUAGGAGGAUGGUCACUGUCUACAACAAUUAUCUCUGUAUAACGAAUUUUUGUUUGGUCUUGUAAUGUUGUUAAGUCCUCUACCCAUGUUACAAGGAUUCUCUUACAACAAAUUUUUAUCUGGUCCCUUGAUAUUUUUUGUAAGUAGAGUUCACCUGUAUAUUUAAGGUGUAUUUUUGAAAAUUUACCUAAUAAUUUAGAAAUAUGAGCAUUCACUUCCAUCACUGUAUUAAAACUGCUAAAAAAAAAAGAUUAAAAUGUUCCAACAAAUUCAUAGAGAUUUUAUUUUUAAAUUUGCCAGUGCACUUCAAUUUGUUUUGCACUUGCUAUAUGUACAUCUUACUUGUUUUUAGACUACGCUGUUUUGAGGAUGCGCUCAGUUGUCUUGGCAACGCAAUGAACGGACUUGUUCAGCGCGUAUUCCGAGUGUGUUCAUUGCGUGUUGCGCCCAUCUGUGAUCAUACUUUCAAGCAAGGAAGUUUGCUUUGAUUGCCACUUGUUUUGCCCAGAUCUCUCGACUCUGUUCUAUGCUCGAAGCGACAAUAAUAUACUCUUGAUCGAUGCAAGAAAAAUAA
Messenger RNA from Notodromas monacha, 2274 nucleotides. NCBI's taxonomy places the organism in Eukaryota, Metazoa, Arthropoda, Ostracoda, Podocopida, Cyprididae. The record is from the annotation of a GenBank genome assembly.